This is a messenger RNA of Gambusia affinis (western mosquitofish), 6317 nucleotides long. RefSeq names its product potassium channel, voltage gated eag related subfamily H, member 7 (gene kcnh7a). Gene Ontology annotation, molecular function: inward rectifier potassium channel activity. Gene Ontology annotation, cellular component: membrane. NCBI's taxonomy places the organism in Eukaryota, Metazoa, Chordata, Actinopteri, Cyprinodontiformes, Poeciliidae. The transcript is spliced from 18 exons. The coding region runs from base 532 to 4167 and encodes 1211 amino acids. The record is from RefSeq and is a predicted model, not a curated record. Gene Ontology annotation, biological process: potassium ion transmembrane transport; membrane repolarization during action potential.
UGACUGAAACGUCACAGCGCUGCCAUAGUUAGUUUGCCACUGCCUCUUUGUUCGCGCAUCCCUUCUCUCUCUCGCAGUUUCAGUGCCAGGCGUCAAGCUAUUGGACUAAUAGACCAUCAGUCUUCCCAUCACGACAGCACCCCCUCUCCACCCUCCACGCGCACAAUCUUUUCUCACGCGCCGCCACAAACGCUCGCAGCUCUAGCGAAGGAGCAGCGGUGAGAUGUUGGUUCCGCCGCAACCCGCCGGCUCUUCCUUCCUUUCGGGCUACUCCUCGGAGCGGAGCGCAGGGAGGGAAGCCUCUGCUAUGCGCUCAGCCGAGGAGCUGAAAUAAAAGAAGGGGGAAUUCGGUCGGGGCUGGAUAUCUGUUUAUUUUACCCCUUGCGAGGAUGACAGAGUGCUGACAAAGAAAACCGGGGGAGCCCUGCUGGCUUCGGUUUACACCCGCGAACUUAAAAGGCACGCGCUUAUAGCUCAGCCAAAGAUUUUUCUUCAUAAACAUUUAUUUUUGGGGGAGGGGGAAAGGGAACCAUGCCUGUUCGGAGAGGUCAUGUCGCGCCACAAAACACAUUUCUAGGAGUGAUUAUUCGGAAAUUCGAAGGACAAAAUAAGAAAUUCAUCAUCGCCAAUGCCCGCGUGCAGAACUGCGCCAUCAUCUACUGCAACGACGGCUUCUGCGAGAUGACGGGCUUCUCCCGGCCGGAUGUCAUGCAGCGGCCGUGCACGUGCGACUUCCUGCACGGCCAGUUCACCAGCCGGCACGCCGUGGCCCAGGUGGCCCAGGCUCUCCUGGGCUCCGAGGAGCGCAAGGUGGAGAUCACCUACCACCGCAAGGACGGUUCCAAGUUCCCCUGCACCACCCACAUCAUCCCGGUAAAGAACGAGGAGGGCGUGGUCAUGAUGUUCAUCCUGAACUUCGAUUACAUCCUGGACGACAUCAGCUGCGACUCGCUGGAGAGACUUAACCACACGUCUCCCUCCAAAGCUGACCAGCGUAGAGGGAGGUUCUUCCGCUUCCGUUUCCCAGCCUUACCGCUCCUGGGCAUCAGCAAGCAGUCCCUUCCCCAAGAGGACCCAGACGCGGUCAUGGUGGACUCUCCUCGACGCAGCGAUGGCUCGGUGGUGACACGCGACUACCAACUCCCCACCACUCGCGAGAGCUGCAGUCCAUCCUAUGCCAACGACACCCGCGCUCUCAUCGGCCCCAGCCAUUGUUCAACCCCGGUAUCGGGCCCCUUAGACCACUCAUCCCCCAAGAGCCCCUGGGAUCGGACAUACCAGGGCCAGGCUGUUGCCCAGACCCAACACCAGAGCCAAGAGGACACACUUACUGCAGCGCCGUCAAUCCCAGGCCUCACUCCGACUGCCUCUAGAGAGACCGUGUGCAGUAUUCGCAGAGCUUCUUCUGUACAUGACAUUGAAGGCUUCGGUUCCAAGUACAAAACUACAUUCAGGGACAGGCAUGCCAGUGAAGACAAUGGUCGCAAUAUCAAAGUAUCGCGCUCCUGGAUGGCUGGGGGGCCACUCAGCCACAUCAAGUCCAGCCUGCUGGGCUCCACCUCUGACUCCAACCUCAACAGGUACAGCACCAUUAACAAGAUCCCCCUCAUCACCCUCAACUUCUCUGAAGCCAACAAUGAAAAGAAGUGUCCCUCACCUCCUUCUUCUGAGAAGACCAUCAUUGCCCCAAAAGUCAAAGACCGCACGCAUAAUGUCACAGACAAAGUUACACAGGUUCUGUCUCUGGGUGCAGAUGUGCUGCCUGAGUAUAAGCUCCAGACUCCACGCAUAGACAAAUGGACCAUCCUCCAUUACAGCCCCUUCAAAGCAGUGUGGGACUGGCUCAUCCUGCUGCUGGUCAUCUACACCGCCAUUUUCACGCCCUACUCUGCUGCCUUUCUCCUCAAUGACCUGGAGGAGCGGAAACGACGGGUGUGCGGCUACUCCUGUUCUCCGCUGAACGUGGUCGAUCUGAUGGUGGACAUUAUGUUCAUCGUGGACAUUCUAAUAAACUUCAGAACCACUUAUGUCAACUCCAACGAGGAAGUGGUGAGCCAUCCGGCCAAGAUCGCCAUCCAUUACUUUAAAGGCUGGUUCCUCAUAGACAUGGUGGCGGCCAUCCCAUUCGACCUUCUCAUCUUUGGCUCAGGAUCGGAUGAGACCACCACUCUGAUCGGCCUGCUAAAGACGGCCCGUUUGCUACGCCUGGUGCGAGUUGCUCGUAAGCUGGACCGCUACUCAGAGUACGGUGCCGCUGUUCUCAUGCUGCUCAUGUGUAUAUUUGCCCUAAUCGCCCACUGGUUGGCCUGCAUCUGGUAUGCAAUCGGCAACGUGGAAAAGCCUUACCUGGAGCAUAAGAUCGGCUGGCUGGACAAUCUCGGCGUGUCAAUAGGAAAGAAAUAUAACUACAGUGACCCCAGCUCAGGCCCUUCCAUCAAAGAUAAGUACGUCACAGCUCUUUACUUCACCUUCAGUAGUCUGACCAGUGUGGGCUUUGGGAACGUCUCCCCCAAUACCAACUCUGAGAAGAUCUUCUCCAUCUGUGUCAUGCUCAUUGGAUCUCUAAUGUACGCCAGCAUCUUUGGGAAUGUGUCUGCCAUCAUCCAGAGGUUGUACUCUGGCACGGCCCGGUAUCACCUCCAAAUGCUACGAGUCAAAGAAUUCAUCCGCUUCCAUCAGAUCCCCAACCCGCUCAGACAGAGGCUGGAGGAGUAUUUCCAACACGCGUGGACAUACACCAAUGGCAUCGACAUGAAUAUGGUGCUGAAGGGCUUCCCAGAGUGCCUGCAGGCGGAUAUUUGCCUCCACCUGAACAAGAGCCUCCUCCAGGGGUGCAAGGCGUUCCACGGGGCCACCAAGGGCUGCCUCCGCGCCCUGGCCAUGAGGUUUAAGACCACCCACGCGCCUCCCGGAGACACGCUGGUCCACAGCGGAGACGUGCUGACGGCGCUCUACUUUGUGUCGCGCGGCUCCAUCGAGAUCCUGAAAGACGACAUUGUGGUGGCCAUUCUAGGUAAAAACGACAUCUUCGGCGAGAUGAUCCACCUGUUCGCCAAGCCGGGGAAGUCGUGCGCGGACGUCCGCGCGCUCAGCUACUGCGACCUGCACACGAUCCAGAGGGAGGAGAUCCUGGAGGUGCUCGACAUGUACCCGGAGUUCGCCGACCACUUCUUCACCAACCUGGAGCUGACCUUUGAUCUUCGGGGUGAAAACGCAAAGACGACCUGCCCCAGUGACUCUGACAUGGCUGAGGUGAAGAGCUGCAGACGGGUUUCAUACAAGAGAAAAUCCUCCGCAGGCUCGCACAACAAGGAGCCGGCGGCCCCGCACUGCGACGCCAAGAAGGGCCGCGGCGUCUACGCCUCUUCACCGGCCGAGGACGGGAGAGAGUCUGCCGAGGAGGGGGAGGAAGACGAGGAUGAGGAAGAGGAGGAAGGCAGGGAAGAGGAGGAGGAGCAGAGGCCCUUGUGUUCUGGUGUGCUUGGUUACCCGGUUGUUAGGGACCACACCUUGGGUCUUGGGCUGAGCGGGGCUCCUGAGGCACAGGCUGAAGGAAGCGCACAGAACCAGGAAUAUAAAGAGCUAGAGGCAGAGGACUGGGUGCAGCCUCAUCCCGGCGCGGCGGCUGAGGAGUCGGCACAAAAUCGAGACACAGCCGAGGAGGACGACAGCGACACGGACCUCACCUACGGAGAGGUGGAGCAACGGCUGGACCUGCUGCAGCAGCACCUGAACAGACUGGAGUCCCAGAUGACUGCAGACAUCCAGGCCAUCCUGCAGCUCCUCCAAAGGCAGACCGCUGCCGGCCCCCCCGCCUACAGCACCGUCACCUCCAGCCCAGAGUACCACAGCCCACCCGUCAGUGUCCAGCCGGCACCAGCCAACCAGACGCACCUCAGCCUGGACCCGGCUCCGCCUCUUCCUCAGGGCCCUGACUCGGAGAGCUCUGCUAUGAAAUCCAAAGACCCCUCUCCAGUUGUCCACAAGCAGACUUUUCCAGCAGGGCUGCUGGACAGCGCCCCCUAUCCAGAGCAGAGACACACAAUUAGCGGCGACAGCAGUCCGGCCACGCCGGUGCGGCAGGCUUCCCUCCCCGAUGUCAACGGCAGCUCAGGAACGUUGGGGCUCCACAGACCCGUGUCCGACCCGGGCCUUCCAGGACAGUAGCCCCACCCACAACGCUUCAAGACUAAAGGUCUUCUUAAGCUUGACUCAGGGUCUAAGAAAGAGACUGAAUUAUGCAAAGGAUUAAAAACUGUAGAUUUUCUUCCAUUCCUUUUGAGAACAUCUCUGAAGCCCAGCCCUCCCCAGCUCUGAUCUAGAUGUACAAAAUCCAUUUAUACUGAGGUAUUUAUACUCUACAUUAUUAAACAUAUGUAAAGUCAUCAGCUAUUCUGUACAUAGUUCAAAUAGACCACUGCCAGCAACACAAAGCACCUAAUGUGCUACUUCUAGAUAUGCAUGAUCUACAUUCUCACGUUUUCCAUUCUGUUGCAUGUUCCUCACACAGGCUGCAACUCCUGAGGCAUUCAGGUGUGAUCGGCAUGCUCAGAAUACCGUAGCUAGAGUUUUCUACAUCUAUACCCACUGCAUAGGGAACAAAGCUACUUGAAACUCGCUGAGGCAUUACCGCAAAAUAAUACAGGCCCUACUUUACUAGAGCUUAGAGGUUACGUUAUUAGCGCUUAUACUUUCUGGAACUUAUCGGCUAACCUCAAAGUUCAGAGAAAAUAUGGCAUGUAUUAUGUGACGCUGCCCUGUAUUGUAAAUUUUACGCCACUGCUUUAAAGUUGGAACCUAUUUUUCCCCGUGAGAUCUGUGUGUAUAUUUAGCGUGCCUACUGUCCACCACAACUGGAAGAUCAAGACCUCUCCUUUUGAGAGCAAUAAUGACGGGCAAGCAACACUAGGGAGCGUUUCUAAAACAUUAAUUGGCUUCGUCAUUCACAUGUCAUGUAGGACAAAUGAGUUAAAAUCGACAACAUCCAAUUAAGUGAGAACUUCAGUUAAAUUGGUGGUUUUCAGUACAUUGCAACACUUAAAGGAAAAGGACGCGACGGUAAUAGCUAGAGGCCAGGGCACUCCGAUACCCUUAAAUCAAUUUUCUUUUCUGCCGUUGAGAGCAGGAAGGUACCUGGUCCUGCUGGGGACGGUGCACGCUUUAGGUCUUCCAUUGUUUUCUGAAAAACUAGCGAUAAAAACAGUUUGGCCUUAGCUUUACUCACUUGCUCUAGCCUUCAUAAACAGUAGGGUUAACCGACUGAUGCGUAACCAUCAUUUUAACUUAAUGUGCAUGCUGGAGUGGAUUUGCUUCCUGUUCUAGAACAGCAUCAACCCCAAUAACGGCUCGCGUAUCUCAGAGACGACAGCAGUGGAUUCUGGGUCUCUGUUAAACAAACAUUCAGCACAACAUCUGUAGAACCCACUAAGACCUAUUUUUCUAAACUCUAUCCAUUUCAUUGGUUGUUUGUGUUUUAUGAUUUCUGAGCCUGCUGUGAGAAUGCAAUACAUCACCUCUAAAUGUAGCAAGGCAGAAAGAUGUUUAUCCUAUACAGCAGUGAGAAGAAGAUGUUUUGCAUCUUGUUUCUAUUUUUGGAUGUUUAAUUUUGUAUCAAACUAAUUUUAUUUUCAAACAUAUAAAAAGAGUAAAUACAAAAUGCAGUCCUCAAUUUCAUUUGUCAAAGUUAAAAACCGUCAUUUUCCUCAAAUGGUUGGUUUGGUCCUUUCAUUCUUGUAACAAAUGAAAACUGCCUUUUGUAUUAACUCAUGUUAUAUUUUCCAUUAAAAUUAGUUUGAUCUAAAAGUAACAAACAUGCAAAAAUAAAAAGCUGCAAGGAGACCAACCUUUUCCCAGCACUGUAGAGUUUUUCCGUUUCUCCAUCCACUUAUUCUGCAUGCAGAAUCAGGCGAGUUCUUACCGACCCCUCAACUCAUACCGGCAAAAUAUCUAAAAUUAUAAACAGACAAACUAAAUACAUCAAACAGACCUAAAGAGAAAUUGUUCAAGUAUUUCCAGCCUCCUACCUUUGAUCAUCUGUCUUGAGACGCAGAAUAAAAGUUUCCGGCUUUUGAUGGGAUUUGCAAACUUUUGCACAGAGAUAAGCAACCUUGCUGUACUGGAUCUAAAUGUCACUUUUUAAAUCUAGUGCUGUUCACAAUUGUUUUUAUGCAUUUUUUUAAACGUUUGCCACUGUAUUUUAUACAAUGCGACACUUAACAGCUACUCUGAAUGUUUCUGUUCUUAACUAUAUUUAAAGAAAUGAAGUAUAUUAUGUAAAUAGACUGAGAAAUGAUGCACAAUUGUAUAAAUGAAUAAAG